This is a messenger RNA of Cimex lectularius (bed bug), 2749 nucleotides long. RefSeq names its product forkhead-associated domain-containing protein 1-like. The record is from RefSeq and is a predicted model, not a curated record. The transcript is spliced from 12 exons. Bases 88 to 1452 code for a protein of 454 amino acids. Lineage: Eukaryota; Metazoa; Arthropoda; Insecta; Hemiptera; Cimicidae.
UCAGAUUGUUUACAUCGGAGUAGUUUGUUUUUGUUUAUAACCAUUGCUAUAAGUUUCAACAAUCGUGCUAAUGGUGAAUAUAUUAAAAUGCAGAGUGAAGAUGAGUGGGGAGACCUGCGUCAAAGGUUUAAAAAAGAAGGGCUAGACUAUGAAAGCCUUAAGGUUGAAGACCGUAUGCUACAAAUAUGGAGGUGGUUAGUCGAUGCUGAGAGCAACUUGCGUAAUUCUAGAAGAAUGCUCGACAAAUUAUACGAACAACAACAUGAAGAAAUAGAGGAAAUGGAAAAUUAUGUGACAAAGGUAAAAAAGUUAGCUGAAAAGAAAGCAGAUGAGUUGGAAGUUGAACACUUAGCAUUGCAGCAAGAAAAGGAAGAGUUACAAAGUUUACUUUCAAAAGAAGAUAUACUCGGCAAUAGCCUUCAGGAAAAGGUCUGCUCAGCAUUAGAAGAAAGAAAAAGAGCAGUAGCUGAAUUAGAGGCCUUAAAAACCUUCAGUCUUUCUUCAAACGGAAACCGUUUUACGACCGAAAAUGAAAUCCUCAGCGAAAUGAUAAAGGUGUCUUCAGAAAAGGAAAGUUUAAAGAGAGAAGUAGCAGAAAUGUACGAUAGAGUUAGCUUGUUGGAAAAAUCAUCUCGCCAGCUUGAAAUUGACAAUGACAGGCUGUCUUUUAAGCUAUCAGAAGCAUUGGCUGAAAUUGAGGAAAGGGAGGCACAACUAGGAUUAAGUGAAAGACGUAAUAUGUGGAUACCUGAUCAAAAAAAUAGGCAAAGUGACAAUUCAAAGGGUUCUCAGGAAGCGUGUGAGGCGGAAAAUAAAGAGGUUCUGGCCAAAGAAACUUUUUCUAAUUCAUUUCAAAGGGAAUUUUCACAAAGUUAUGGAGCCGAUUCAACACCACCAUCUUUACUUAUGAGUGAAUUAGCAAGUCUAGGUUCUCCAAAGAGGUUAUCUAGUUUGUUAGAAGCAUGCAAUGAACUUGCUAGAAUAGAAGAAGUCAAGAAGUUACAGCAUGAAAGUGAAAGUCUUCGUUCACAAUUGACUCUUCUGGGUGAGAAAUACAAUGCCUUAGCUCUUAAACACAUUCAUUAUAAGGCCAAACAUAAAUUUCAGUUGGAUCAACUCAGGGAGCAUUUGACAGCUUGUGAAUGCCGAGCAGAAGGAUUGCAGACACAACUAAGUAUUCAGAGACAAAGGUUACGAGCUGAAGAAAUAUUUAGAAAACAAGUUGAAGCUGAUUAUCGCAGGCUUCAAGAAGAAAAACGAUCCAUCGCUGCUAGAUUAUUGAGUGCAGAAUCUCAACAAAGAGAUGAAAUGCGUGAGUUAGCUAUUGUUCAAAGAAAAAUGGCCUUACUUGACUCAGCAAAUUCAGAAUUAAUAGCUCAAUUAUUAAAAUUAAAAUAUAAACCUAAUUUAACUAAAAGCACAACUUGUGAUAAUAUGUUAUCAUCUUUAUAAAAAAAAUUCAAUAUUUUUUAAAUUGCUGAAUACACAUACUACAUUAAAGGUAAUAGUUUGGGAAUGGAACUGGUAUAACUAAUUUAAAAUUUGAAUGGCUGCAAUGAAAAUCUAUAAUUCUGUUCAAUUUAACUAAAGAGAUAUUAUUUAAAGUCCAUUUGAUUCUUUACUAUUUACUUACAUUAACUAGUAAUAGAACUGAACUGAUUACUGAUUUAUAUAAGCUCAAAUCUGCACACACAUGUACAAGAAUUGAGCCUAUCACUUUUCACAGUCCACUGGUAAAUCCAGCUUUUGUAAUUCACAAUAAACUACCGGCAAGACUUGAGAAUCACCCACCCCAGGUGUUGGCAGUCCAGGGUCAGACCUCGGUCUUAUCCGUCCUGCUGCUGAGGUCGGACUCCAGGGGCUAUCAUCAGCUAGGUCAUUCAAGCCCCCAACACAUUCAGUUCCUAAAUCCAAACCCAUUCACACUCUCACUCUUAAAUACGUUCUUACUUAUUUACAUACCAUUCUCUCAGUUAGGGUGGUGGACAACUCGAUAUUCAUGUCCACUUCUAUAACUAACCCAACUGAGAGUCAAUGGGGUACUUACUACACAUUCAUGCCAAUAAAUAGAUUCACUCUCAAUACAUGCUAGGGAAACAAAACUAUACAAUAAAACAACCCUGUUUCCUUCAAGAAUCGGUACAAGGGUCCCAGAUAUUCACCGUGCUCAAGCACAAUUCUCAUAUUGGGUGGCAUUCUUAUGUGCUCUCUGCAUGGAGCCAAGGAAUUGUACCAUUUACUAGUAAUAUUUUAAUGCUUAAUUUGUUGAAUUUUAAUCUGCAAUCUAAAAACAUUGUGCCAUUUUAUAAGCUUUCUUCAGCUUUACUGUCAGCUCCAUUGCAGGAUUUAAACUUAAUGAUUAAAAAAAGUACUGGAAUGUUUUAUUAACAUAAUUAAACCGCUUGCACAAUCACUUGAUAUUUUCCUAACUACAUUGCAAUGUUUUUUUCUACAUUGUUACAAAUAAAUAUUCAAAUGAUUCAGAAUAAUAAGGUAAUUAUUUUUACUACUUGUUAUAAUGUGUUUUAUAUUAAGAGUGCAAAAUCUACGGAUUUUAAGGUAUAAUAAUACCAGCUUGCCAUAUAAUUAAUCUAUGUUACCAAAUAAUGGUUUUGAUAACUACCUUCUCAUACGUAUUUGAUAAUUCCUUAUGAAAUUUUGGGCAAAUGCAAUAAAAGCGAUAUUUGUAAAAUUGUAUCUGAUGAGAAAUCAUGACAAUUAUAUAAAUAUAUGUAAAAAUUCUGAUACA